GGCUGGGACGGGGACACCGGCGCGGCUGGAUCGGGGACAGCUGCGGGGCCGGGACGGGACCCCGGUGGGGCUGGGACCCCCGGAAGGCCCCGCCGCUGCCCCCCUGACCUGGGCAGCCCCGCAUUCCCUCCCCGCGGGUCCGCAGCGGUUCAGGGGGCCUGGUUCAGGUACCCCCGCAGAGACGCCCCUUGCUGGGUCGGGUAAAUCCUGGCCCGUCUGAGCCGCCCCGUGUCUGCCCCCCGGAGCAGGUCCCCUGAAAGGAGCUGGAAAUGAUUUCCCACGUGCAUCAGAAGAAGGAACUGUGGUUCUCCCACCUCCGUGCCUACCGAGGGAAGACCGAGACAGUGCUGAGCAGCAAAUUCUCAUUGCAGCUGAAGAUGGGAUUGUGAGCAAAAAAAGAGAAGAAUCCCCACCAAGGCAUCCCUGGGCCAGCAAAACCUGAUGUUUCACUUGCAGGACUCUCCAAGGAGAACAAUUCCCAGAGUCCUGCACAGGACCGAGUCAUCCCACACAGGUCAGAAAGGGUUCAGAGACCUCUGGAGAAGAGGCAAAGCCGAGUGAUGCUGUGUGGGAAAAGUUUCAGGAAGCUGCCAGAUGUUAUCCAGCAGAGAAAUUCCUCUGUGGGGAGACUGAUGAUAUGUGGGGAAUGCGGGAAGAGCUUCCGUGUGAGUUCCAACCUCGUCCAGCAUCAGAGAAUCCACACUGGAGAGAAACCCUUCUCCUGCACCGAGUGUGGGGAGCGUUUCCGGCAGCGAUCCCAUCUCAUCCAGCACCAGAGGAUCCACACGGGAGAGAGGCCCUACGAGUGCUCCGAGUGUGGAAAGAGCUUCAGCGUGAGCUCGAAGCUGCUCCGGCACCAGGUGACCCACACCGGGGAGAAGCCCUUCAGGUGUGCUGAGUGCGGGAAGAGGUUCUCUGGGAACUCCCAGCUGGUGCAGCACCGGCGAGUGCACACCGGGGAGAGGCCCUACACGUGCAGCAGCUGCGGGAGGAGCUUCAGCGUGAGCUCGGCCCUGGCGCGGCACCGGCGCGUCCACACCGGGGAGAAGCCCUACGGCUGCACCGAGUGCGGGAAGAGCUUCAGCCAGAGCUCCGAGCUCAUGAAACACCAGCGGGUACACACCGGGGAGAAGCCCUACAAGUGCUCCGACUGCGGGAAGAGCUUCAGCGUGAGCUCGGCCCUCAUCCAGCACCGCCGGUUCCACACGGGCGAGCGCCCGUACGGGUGCUCCGAGUGCGGGAAGAGCUUCACGGUGAGCUCCCACCUCAUCCAGCACCGCCGCUUCCACACCGGGGAGCGCCCCUUCGAGUGCACGGAGUGCGGGAAGAGCUUCCUGUGGAGGUCGGCCCUGCUGCGGCACUGGCGGGUGCACAGCGGGGAGCGGCCGUACGCUUGUGCUGACUGCGGGCACAGCUUCAGGCAGAGCGCGCACCUCACCCAGCACCGCCGCACCCACACCGGCGAGCGGCCCUACGCCUGUGCCGACUGCGGGAGGGGCUUCGCCGUGAGCUCCGCGCUCCUGAGGCACCGGCACGUCCACAGGGCGGUGGAGCCCUAGGGUCCGAUCCCGGUGUCUCCGUUCGCUCCAUUGACUGCCCUGCUCGCAGGGUGGGAAGGCACUUUCUUUUAGGAGAACGAGUCCUAAAGG
Molecule: messenger RNA, 1649 nt
Organism: Corvus hawaiiensis (hawaiian crow)
Lineage: Eukaryota; Metazoa; Chordata; Aves; Passeriformes; Corvidae
Product: zinc finger protein 436-like
Exons: 2
Coding region: 561-1559 (332 amino acids)
Biological process (GO): regulation of transcription by RNA polymerase II
Cellular component (GO): nucleus
Molecular function (GO): DNA-binding transcription factor activity, RNA polymerase II-specific; RNA polymerase II cis-regulatory region sequence-specific DNA binding
Source: RefSeq, a predicted model, not a curated record